This is a messenger RNA of Drosophila persimilis, 1186 nucleotides long. RefSeq lists its product as uncharacterized. Lineage: Eukaryota; Metazoa; Arthropoda; Insecta; Diptera; Drosophilidae. The coding region runs from base 23 to 1051 and encodes 342 amino acids. The transcript is spliced from 3 exons. The record is from RefSeq and is a predicted model, not a curated record.
CCUCAAGAACAACGUCAUCGACAUGUCUACGGAUGCGUUCCAGGCGCGGCACAACCACUUCAUCGAUGCCAUCUUCUCGCGUAUCAAUCGCAUUGUAUCCGACAAUUACGAUCCCUUCGUGGUGCGCCUGGCCGGACGCUCGGCCCCGACCACCGCGGGCAGUGCCACAACGGUGAAGGCCACCAACAAGAACAAGGCCACCAAGGCCGGCGGACACAAGAAACUCAAGAACACACGCUCCGAGCCAAGGGCCAGCGGCAGCGUCAGAGGCAGUGGAAACAAUCAGGCAAAGGAGGAGGACGCCGGCAAAUUGCAGGAGCAAUUGAUGCAAUUACAGUCCGAGCUGGCCAUCAAAGCCAUCGAAAAGAAGCCCGUUGCCUCUGACCAGGCCGCAGCCUCUGCCAAUGCCACUACCACUGAUUCCGAUGCACCAAAAGCGGAAGUGCGAACCGUGUCCGGAGGCAAAAGCGGCCAAAAGAAGUCCACUUCCACGAACGCGGCAGGCGGCUCCACCCAGAGCCACAAGCACAGUACCAACAAAAAGGCCUCGGGUACGACGGCAGUGAAAUCUGGUAACUACAAUCAGCCCGCGGGUGCUAGCAAGGCCGGAGAUGUGGAGAAGCUGCAGAAGGCCGAGGGCAGUCUCUCGGGGCUGGCCUCCCUCAAGCGGGUGGGAAACGUGAAGGUGAUUAGCGAUGCGGAGGGACGAAACUCCACGAUUAAGGCCAAGUUCACGCUGGGUCCGCUGAUCCUGCGCGUGGAGAAGUCCUUCAAGCGCGGCAGCGUGAGGAGCGUGAAGAGCGCCACGGCCAGGACCAACGAGAUGAUCGGACGCAUCAAGUUCAGUGUGGUGGACGAUCGGGCCACCCUCAUGUCCAUCAAGGUGCAGCAGCCCAAGCAGGUGGAGGUGGAGAGCAAGGACAAUCACGAUAGAACACGCGAGUUCGUGUGGCGCCGCACGCCAAAAAUCGCCAAAUUGGUCAACGAGAAGCUCAAAUUGGCCGCCGAAUCGCUGUUUGCGCCGCAGGGCGUUGAGGUUGUACGGCUCUAAAGGACUUAAAGGAUAGCGGGAUGUGCUCCUUGUCCUUCUUUUACUGCUCUCUUCUCAGCUAUCUAAAUUGUAAUUUUUUUUUGUAAUCCUGGUUGGCCGCCGUGGCCAGACACGGAUAGUCUACGCUCUAGUGUA